GUCAGAUUAAGGAAAUCACUAUUUGCUCUGAAGGAGAAGGAAUUUAGGCAGAGGGCAAACUGUUCACAGUGAAGUCUCUCCCGGCAGUACUGAAGAUGUUCCUGCUACUUUCAUUCCUCGCAUUUAUCUCAGGCAUUUGCCCCAUGACAACCAAUAAGAUUUAUGUCAGAGCUGGCGACCUGGUGAUGCUGCAAUGUGGAGAGUGUAAAUAUGACGGUACUGUAGUGCUUUGGAAACUGGAGACUGGCCAGAAAACACAACUCUACAGCAACAUGUCAGCGUCUGAGCAGCAGCGGCUCGGUUUGGUUCUGUAUCAGAACAGACUUGUGAUUCUCAGUGCAUCUUUAAACCAUCAGGGGAAUUACUCGUGUGGUCCUCUCAGUAUCAGUAUCACCAGGUGCCAGAUGGAGUUCAGGCUUACAGUAUACUCAGAGUCGUCCAGAGAGGCUGAGUUUGGAAACAGGUACAGUCAAACAUGUUACAAAAACCAAACCUGCGAACUGAACUGCCCUGAAGAAAACCUCCCCUGCAGCACUGCUUGGAAGCUGCUGGGAAUCACAUGGCACAAGGAGAAUGGUGAGAUCUCAGAAGAUUACUUCCCAAAUAUUGAUGUAGAGAAAAGUGGAGUCUACUUCUGCACCAGGUCUUUCUUGUAUUCUGGUCAAACAUACAACGCUUCCUUCACAGUGGUACUUGAUGUCCAAACAGGAAAGCCGCCGACAAACAUAGGAAUCUAUUCACCAAAGAAUGGUAAAGUUUUUGAAGUAGAGCUUGGCAAAACAGCUGCGAUUACUUGUACGGCACUCAUAGAUUCUAGCGACGGUUCGCUGUUCUGGUUGAGAAAUGAUGAAUUUGUGGACAAUAACGACACCCUUCGCUAUUUCUACAACAGUACAUCCUCAAAAAACGCAUCACUGGAUGACGCCAUUUAUCUGAGCGCAACUUUAGUCUUCAGAGAAGUGUUGGCAGAGGAUCUGUCCACAAAUUUCAGCUGUAAACUUGAAAGUGCUGAACUCACACGUUUUGUCUCAGUCACCCUGGAUAAAAUAGCUGGCCCUUCAUAUGUUAUUCUGACCGCGUGCGUCGCCUGCAUCCUGGUGGUGAUGGUUGUGAUUGUUGCUACAUAUGUGAAGUUUAAAAUUGACGUCACCCUUUUCCUAAGAGACAAACUUGGUUCUAGCGGUUGCCAGAGCAACAAGUCAGAUGAAAACAGCUACGAUGCAUUUUUGAUGUGUUAUAAAAGCAUCACUGAUGGAGGACUGAGUGAGGAAGACAGAAAGUGCCUGGCGAGCACUUUGGAAGAUGAGUUUGGCUACAGCAUCUGUCUUUAUGAUCGAGAUGUCUUACCUGGUCAAGCUGUAGCCGAUGCUGUGUUGGACUGCAUAGAGAAGAGCCGGGCUGUGGUUUUGGUUCCCAGCUUUCCUGAUCCUGAACCAGGAAGUGCAGUGCUGAGCGCCAUCCACUCUUCUCUAGUGGAGCGGAAGACGCGCUUGAUUUUUAUAAACACAGAGCAGACGGAGGCGUCGACGUCGGGUUCGUUUCCAGAGGCUUUGCAGCUCCUGAGUAAAGCCGGGAAUAGCGUCACCUGGAAGGGACGGCCGCCCUCCACCUCCUUCUGGAAGCAGCUGCGUUAUCACUUACCGGCCCCACAGCAAACACCAAAAAUGCAACUUUUAUCACAAGAAUGCUAGGAUCAUGUGUGUCGUGGUGGCGCCGGGGAAAGUGCGGCCCAUGUACGGAGGCCUUAGUCCUCGACUACUGACACAAUUUUUAACAGAGCAAAGGGGCAAAACAGACAAUCUGAAAAAGACUACAAUGAGCUCCAAGAACAACUAGAAGCUUGGUGAGAAAGUAACAGCUGUUGGAGCAAUUACUGAAAACUGGUAAAAAUACUAAAUUCACCCUCUGUUUGGAGCUCCAUUUAUGGUCUAGACUUAAGAUCAUAAAUGGUGAAACCCCGAAUUAGAAAUCUAUCGAUGAGUCCUGGAUGAGUCUUCCAGCAGGACAAUGUAUGUAGAUACAAUGCUAAAACAAACAUGAAGCAGCCAAGCCAGAGGUGCAUUAUGGUUAUGAAUUAAUAAGUUUUGAGAUCUUUAAUCCUGCAGAAAAUCUGCAAAUUCAAAUUAGGCUUUGCUGAGGGAUAAAAACUGUAUUCUAUUCAAUAGUCAAACAUUUCUUAUUGUUUAUGUAAUUCAUGUUUUCUCAGAUUUAAUUAGUUGUGUUCUGUUUCCCUUUGUUGAAAUAAAACUGCCGUAUAUGAGACAUUAGAGGGUUAUUGUGUUUAAAAGUAAGCAACAGAAAAACAGCAGGGAUCAAUGGGUCACUUUGAGUCAUCCAAGUAAUGGGAUUUCAUUACAAUACUACUGAGUAGCAAACUGUGAAUUUAUCUGUCAUGCGUUUUGUUGUUGCUGCGUACACCAACACCUCAGCUUUUGCUCGUCGUCUAUUUUAAAUUCUUUUGCUAAGAUUUCUUCGACAUGUUCUCACUGGAUCUUGAACAACUACUCAAAAUAACUUUAUUUCCACAAAAGAAGUCCCAGAAGUGUAAAAUAUGAAGUAUGUGUGCCUUUGCUCAUUGUAACCUCUGUUUGUACGAAAGCUGCCAAAAGACAUGAAAAGUCUAAGACGAAUGAAAGGUUUUUGUUAGAAUACAUACAUAAUCUAAUUUUUUUUUAUGAUGUUAAUUUACAAUUAGUAAUUUUGAAUAUUGAUUAGUAAAAACUUUCUGGAAUAAAGUACAUACAAUU
Xiphophorus maculatus (southern platyfish) is the source of this 2747-nucleotide messenger RNA. Its product is annotated as interleukin-18 receptor 1-like. The coding region runs from base 96 to 1691 and encodes 531 amino acids. The record is from RefSeq and is a predicted model, not a curated record. NCBI's taxonomy places the organism in Eukaryota, Metazoa, Chordata, Actinopteri, Cyprinodontiformes, Poeciliidae. Gene Ontology annotation, biological process: signal transduction. The transcript has 10 exons.